AUGACUAUGAUGACAGUCACCCUCCUUCGCGCUGCACGCCAGUGGUGGGAUGGGAGACAGCUACUGUGUGGAGGAGAGAACCAGGCCUGCGCUGUGGCAUGUUGCCAGGUGUUCAGUAGCCCUGAGGAAGGGUGGAGGAGAGAGUCAGGUUCCCUCACUCUCACAGAGAGCGGAGGAAUAUCAAGACUUGUGAUCCGAUCAACAACAACACUCUUGUUUUACGAUUCCAGCUGUCUGAAAAUCACAACCAGCCAUACGUUGACUGAGGCUGUUUUAGGAGAGACUGUCCUCUUGCCCUGCCACUUCUCUCCCACCACCCUCCACCCUUCCCUCGAGCUCAUCUGGACAAGACGGACUCCCCAGGUGCAGCACAAUGUCUUCCACCUGAAGGGAAGCCAGCCGUUGUUAAAGACCCAGGACCAGGGUUACCGCGGCCGGGUGUCGGUGAAGCAGGGCAGGCUGGGAGAGGGCGAUGCCAGCCUCCUGCUCGACAACACCACCCUCUGGGAUGAAGGGGACUACGAGUGCUUCCUCUUCUCAGGCUCAGACUAUGCUGACGUUACAAUUCAGCUCCAACUCACUGCCCCAUACUCCCAGCCUACCAUAGCGUGUGAGCCCCGGCCCAGGGAAGCUCGUCGACGUGACGGCACGCUCAUGCGGUGCCAGAGCACCGGGGGUUACCCCGAAGGUGAGAUGAGCUGGGUCCUCCACAACCAGAUGGUUGUCAACAGCAGCGAGGUUCGGAACCUGUCCCGGGACAGCCGGGGCAGAUUCAGCAUCCAGAUUAGGGCCGUCUGGUUCCCUGGAGAUCUCGAGGAACCUGGAGAAUGGAGCAGUAACUGGGUCACCUGCUCAGUCCACAACCCCAGAGGGAACCAGACUGUGAGCAGCACAGCUACUUGUGAUAUCAGCCCCACACAUCCAGGACAUAUUACGAGUCCUAAACAUGAGAGAAGUCGACUUGGAGUCCUGGCAGCUGCUCUGAUGUGGGCUGCUUCAGUGUGUCUCUGCCUGCUGAAUGGGGCCUGGAGGUCCUGUCACUAGAAUAGCUAUGUGCAUGUGUGUCGGUGCUUCUGUUUGUGUUCUCAUUAGAAACUAAAACCUAAACCUAGGUGCGAAGACUGUAUGUCAUGCUGUAUGUGCGUUGGGGGGGUGCAUUCAAAUAGAAAAGAAAACCAUGGCUCUGAGGGUAGACUAGACUGUAAAUAUAUUUCGCGAUGUUUUAUGAUGUUACAUUUAAGAGAUAAUGUUGUUGUUGUUUCGUUCUUAGAACAGAAAAUAAAAACAUUGACGUGUGUUACUCAUCUCCUGAAA
Hypomesus transpacificus is the source of this 1314-nucleotide messenger RNA. RefSeq names its product CD276 antigen-like. Gene Ontology annotation, cellular component: external side of plasma membrane. The transcript has 6 exons. Bases 1 to 1044 code for a protein of 347 amino acids. The record is from RefSeq and is a predicted model, not a curated record. Lineage: Eukaryota; Metazoa; Chordata; Actinopteri; Osmeriformes; Osmeridae. Gene Ontology annotation, biological process: positive regulation of T cell proliferation; cellular response to lipopolysaccharide; immune response.